GAAGCUGCUGCAGGUGAAAUGAUACAGCUAGUUCAGCGAGUUCUUGCGCCAGAGUUCAGCUGUUUAAAACACUGACGACUUCAACAAACCAGAAUGGAACCGUCAUAUUAACCCGUACACGAGAUCUUCAACAGAGGCCUCUGCAGGUAUGGAAAACGGAGGCUCGAUGAAUUUAUUGGACUAUGGGGAGGCAUUGUGGGAAUUCGCAGAGAAGAACCGGUGCAUCUUGUGCCGUUUUAUCAAUCCUAACAAGCUGACCUCAUACCUGCGCCAAUGCAAGGUCAUCGAUGAGCAGGACGAAGAUGAGGUGCUCAACUCUCGCCUGCUGGAAUCCAAAGUCAGCCGUGCAGGUCGAUUGUUGGACAUCCUGCACACGAAAGGAGAACGAGGAUAUGUGGUUUUUUUAGAGAGUCUGGAACUGUACUACCCUGACCUCUAUAAACUUGUCACGGGGAAGGAACCUACCCGCAGAUGUUCAACUAUAGUCGUGGAAGAGGGCCAAGAGGGGCUCAUCCAGUUUUUAAUGAAUGAAGUCAUAAAGUUGCAGAAUCAAUCGAAGGCCAAAGACGUGCAGCGGAUGGACGUCAUGACCAAAUGUCGUACGCUAGAGGACGAGCAUAAGAAGCUAAGGCUGGCUAAUCAAGAGCUGCUUACCUUCCAAGAGCGUUACAAUAAGAUGAAAGAAGAGCGCAAUAACUACAACGACGAACUCAUCAAGGUGAAAGACGACAACUAUCAGCUGGCCAUGCGAUAUGCCCAGCUCAGCGAGGAGAAGAACAUGGCUGUUAUGAGGAGCCGAGACUUGCAACUAGAGAUUGACCAGCUAAAACACAAACUCAACAAGGUUGAGGAAGAAUUUAAGAUGGAGAGAAGACAGUCUCUGAAAUUAAAGAGCGACAUCGAGAGCCGACCGCGGAAAGAGCAGAUAUUCGAGUUGGAGCGAGAGAACGAGGUCUUGAAGAUCAAACUCCAGGAGUUACAAUCCAUCAUACAGCCGGGGCCUCUACCUGAUUCGGACAAGGCCAUCUUGGAUAUCCUGGAGCACGACAGACAGGAGGCUCUGGAGGAUCGCCAGGAGCUAGUUAACAGACUGUAUAAUCUGCAUGAGGAGGUUCGACAGGCCGAAGAGCUGAGGGACAAGUACCUGGAAGAAAAGGAGGACCUCGAACUCAAGUGCUCCACUUUGGUGAAGGACUGUGAAAUGUACAAAAACCGCAUGAAUACCAUCAUGGUGCAGCUUGAAGAGGUGGAACGUGAACGAGACCAGGCAUUCAAGUCAAGAGAUGACGCUCAACACCUCGCGUCUCAGUGUCUGAUCGAUAAAGAUAAAUAUCGCAAGCAAAUACGGGAGUUAGAGGAAAAGAGCGACGAGCUUCAAAUCGAGAUAGUACGUAAAGAAGCCAAGAUUGUCAACUUGGAGUGCAAACUAAGACGUAUGUCCAAGGACAAUGGCCUGGAUCAGAGUUUACCAAGAGACCUUACUCCGCAAAUCAUAGCUGAGCGCUUCGGCCAUCCUGACCCAAAUACAGGAGGACCUUCAGAGGAUUCUGGAGAAGAUCCUGUAGAUGAUCACAAGUUCACACGCAGAUAUAACAUCAAAAGAACAAAAUCUCCAAUUACUGCACCAAAAACACUGCCGUUUCACACCACGCCUGUGACCAAUGGAGAUUCAUCAGAACCUGCGAUCGGUGGCAACCUUAGUCCAGUCAAUAGCACGCUCAGUUAUCCUUUAUCGGAUAUCUGCAAAAAUUUGCGUUGCCGUAAUGAUAGCAUAUUGUCCACUGCACCUGAGCCUCCGGAUCAUCAAUCUAUUGUCAGAAGGAUCAAGGAGAAUCCAAACUCCCAAUUCAAGUGUGUUCCUCUUUCAGACACAGCAGACACUGACAGUGGAGACAAUGCAGAUAUGGAUGAUCAUGACCUGGACAUGUCGUCCUACGCGCCUUCAUCCAUCCACUCAUCUUCAUCAUCCUACCAGUCUGAUACAAUGGACUGCUAUGAUCUGGAGCAAGUCCGUAAAAUCUUCAGGAAGUUCUCUUUGGAGAGACCGUUUCGUCCUUCAUUGACUUCAGGUCCUAUACUCAGCUCAAUGCGGCCUGCGAAAAGCCUUUCUCUCUCAGGAGAAAACCUUCUGUCAGAAAUCAGUCUGAUUGGUGGAAACGAGAGUGGCAUUUUUGUGGCCUCUGUCCAGCCUGGCUCUAAUGCGGAUCGGGCCGGGGUUAAGGUUGGCCACCAUCUCUUAAUGCUGGAAGGCAGUGUCCACGGAGAAGCCCAGAAUGUGGCUUUGGACACAUGCACCAAAGAAGAAGCUCACUGGACCCUGCAGAGGUGUACCGGAGAGGUACAUCUCCAUUACAAGUGCAACUGUGAUGGCUACAGACGGCUGCUAAAGGAUAUUGAAGAUGGAGCGGUGGUGUCCGGAGACUCCUUUUACAUACGUCUCAAUCUGAACAUCUCCAGUCAGUCGGACAACUGCUCUUUAAACGUACGGUGUGAUGAGGUCCUCCAUGUGUUGGAUACCAUGCACCAGGGCAAGUGCGAAUGGCUGUGUGCUCGUGUAGAUGCUUUCACCAACAAGGACCUGGAGAGAGGCACUAUACCAAGCUACUCCAGAGCUCAGCAACUUCUCUUGGUGAAGAUUCAAAAGGUGAUGUGUCGUGGAGGUCGAGAGGAAAUCGACACUCUGCGGGGGCUUCGGCCUGAGGAACCCACACCAUCUUCAGACCCCAAGUUUAGUCCACGGAUGUCCAGGGCCGGCAUCUUCAUCUGUCAGAUAUUACAGUUUGUCAGCAGGGCAGAUAACAAGUAUAAGAGGAUGAACAGCAGUGAGCGUGUCCGCAUUGUCAAUGGAGGAAAUCUAUCAUCGGUUUCCAGACCAGGUUUUGAAACGCUGAAGCCCGAGGACGCCUCUGACCCGGAGAGUGAAUUAAAUAAGAGCUUGAACCUGAUACCGUAUAGUCUUGUGACCCCACACCAAUGUCAACGCAAAAGACCCGUCUUCUUCACGCCCAACGUUUUGGCUAAGACCAUCGUCCAGAAGUUCCUCAAUCUUGGAGGUGCUAUGGAAUUCAACAUCUGCAAACCAGACAUUCUGACAAAAGAUGAAUUCCUCAUAAAACAGAAGAUAGAGCCCAUCAUUUAUUCCAAAGAAAAACAAGCAGCCACAUAUGAAUGCAUCACCCCAGAAAACAUUGAAGCGGUGGCUUUCAAGAAUAAGCACUGUUUAUUGGAAGCUGAUCUGAGCUGCGUGAAAGACCUGCUGAGAAGAGAAAUCUACCCCAUUGUGAUCUUCAUUAAAAUCUGUGAAAAGAACAUCAAAAAAUUAAGAAGGCUGCCACUGAGAGUGGACUCUGAGGAGGAGUUUUUGAAGAUGUGCCGCUCCAAAGAGAAAGAGCUGGAGCCUCUACCUUGUUUGUAUGCCACCGUGGAGCCGGACUCCUGGAGUAGUGUGGAGGAUCUUCUUAAGAUCAUUAAGGACAAGAUUUUUGAAGAGCAAAAGAAGAUUGUCUGGGUCGAACAGGAUCUGCUCUAGGUGGGCUGUUGUAAACAAAUGGGAAGCACAGGAUAGGGAUCCACCCGUGAUAACAGUGCGAGGGGUUUAUGUUGUGUCUGCACACCGAAACACGGUCUGGUUCCAGCUCUGGGUAGAUCUAUCCAACACAGGAACAGGAAGUGACUCUGUCAAAAGACGCAGAUGGGCUGGGUGUGUACAAAACAAAUUAUAUAAUGCAUGAAGAAGGAAUUGUGUCAUAUGAUGCCCCUGAGAAAUAUAUAGUAAGGAGUUCUUACUUCUCUUUAAACAAAGCCUUUGUGACUAAAACAAACUUCGCACUGCCAACUGCAUUUUGCUUUUAAACACAAAUUUAUGUGAAUGACUGUAAAUGCUUUUAGGGUUGCAAUAUACAGUAUCCACAGUAAAUAUUUGAAAUAUAUAUUUUAUUACUUUACUAUUUCCGAAAAUUCUUACGUCUAUAUUUAUUUUAAUAUAAACCCACCGUAUGUUGUUAGGAAUGUGUUCGUUGAAUGUGACUUCAAGUGUGUCGGUUUCCGCUGCUACACUCUAAAAAAUUUGCUGUAAUUUUGCAGCUGGUUGCCAGUAACUUACUGUAGAAGAUAAAGUCAAAAAAUGUUUCAUGUUCAUUUAACUUUGAACAAAAUGUUGCCAGUAAACAACAUAAAUGUAAAAUCUACAGUAAGUUACUGGCAGCUAGUUGCCAGUAAUACCCAUUAAUACCGUAAUUUCUACAGACAUUUUUUACAGUGUACCUACCUGCUUGCCAAGGUUUUAAAUGCUGCAUGCUGUAGUUCAAUGGCAUUAAAUUUGUUUCAUUGUUUUUACAUUUAAGCUUACGACUGUAGCUUCAUCUUCUCUAGAUGUUAUCAUAGAAGUGAGGAGUUCAGAUGCAAGGGCCUCUAAGGGCGUCUUGACAUGUUUUCUUGUAAGUUAGCAUUUUUAUCAGGCUCUUAUGUUUAGGUUCAGUAAUUUCACUUUAAUGUCGAUUAAAAAGUUAUCAGUAACUGAAAUGUUUUAUUUUCACAAAUGUCAAUUCAUUGUCUUUCGCUGCAAAACCCUCUAAGUGCAUCCAAGCUCCACAUCUAAAAAAUAAUCCACUUCUUUUGACAAAACAUAGUAAACUGUUUCAAAAUCACUAAAGAUUGCAAUGAUUGUAAAAAUUAAGAAACUAAUUCACACAUAAGGAUGCGCUGUUAUGCAUGUGGCUGCCACAUUCGGGUUGUAUUGGUGUCCAAAUACUCUCAAGGGACCCAAGUUUGACUCUAAAGCGAGCGUCGUGCCAUGAAUUUAAACACAAAACAUAUUAUUUUCUAUGAAUGUACGCACAUCGGCGGUGGCUGUCCGCUGUGACUCAGGACGCUGCUCAAAUCCCUGUCGCGCCACUCACAUAGUUUAACAUUAAAUAACAUCAUAUUUGUCCCAAAUCAUUAGCGAUUAACAUUGGCUGCUAACGUAUAUUUUGUUUUUUGAAGUAGACGCUAUCUGACUAAGCUCUUGCUAUCUAAUGUGCACUUCUGGUGUACGAUACCUCCAAGUUGUCCUAGAUGCGACGUGGCACUGCACAUGUCGUCCGGUGUGCGACCCCCUUAAGGGGUGGUUUCCAGGACAGGGCUUAGAUAAAUACAGGACUAGGCAUUAGCUAUUACAAAAAACAAUACUGGUUUGCAUCUUGAGACAAAACAUUGGCACUGAUAUAUGUUAAGAUAUGUCUGUACAAGGUGUUUUUAAAGUAAAGCUGCUAAAACAUUCAUUUUAGUCUGGGACUAGGAUAAACCCUGUCUGGGGAACCCUCCCUAAAUCAUUCAUCUUACGUGCACAUAGAGGAAUUUGCUGAAAAAUCAAUGUGACGUUUAGCGGAUUCUGCGUAUUAGUAUUUCUGAAUGGUCCGAGGUCAGAAUUAAACAGAUUUAAAGCAAAGGUGUUUGUUUAAAAAGACAUUUCACUUUUUUUUGAAAAUAUGCUAAUUUUUCCAGCUCCCCUAGAGUUAAACAUUUGAUUUUUACCAUUUUGGAAUCCAUUCAGCUGAUCUCUGGGUCUGGCGCUAGCACUUUUAGCAUAGCUUAGCACAAUCCAUUGAAUCUGAUUAGACCAUUAGCAUCGCACAAAAAAAAUAACCAAAGAGUUUUGAUAUUUAUCCUAUUUAAAACUUGACUCUUCUGUAGUUACAUACAAGGACUUUGCUGCCGUAACAUGGUCGUAGUGAUAUUACGCACUGCUCGAAAAUAGUCCCCUUGGUUACUAUCAAUAGUUAUUUUUUAGCGCAAUGCUAAUGGUCUAAUCAGAUUCAAUGGACUGUGCUAAGCUAUGCUAAAAGUGCUAGCGCCAGAUCUGGAGAUCGACUGAAUGGAUUCCAAAAUGGUAAGAAUCAAAUGUUUAACUGGAAAAUGAGCAUAUUUUCAAAAAAAGUGGAGUGUCCCUUUAGCAUAUAAUAAGUUUCGAGGGCAUUAUGUAAAUAUCAUAUCUCAGUUUUAACGCAGACGGCGGUUAGCUGCUCUUGCAUCUGUGCUCCUCAAAUGAUGUCUUUGUAUAAGAGUUGUUUCUGUCAUUUCUGAUGUAUAGCCAAAAUCCAAACACCCUCUGUACAGAUGACUGCUUGCCAUCCAAACAUUUCAUAGUUUAUGGGUAGUUUAAAAUAGUUUUAGAUAAAGUAUAGCAUGCCAUACUGCAGUACACUGCUGUCAGUGAUUGACGUGUCAUGGAAACUACCAUCCCACCCUUCUGGUCUCUGUGAUUUAAACAUACAGUAGACAAAUGUAUAUAAUAUAUUUAUUGUUUAGGUUGAUGCUUUUGACAGGGUCAGUUUUUGUACCAAACUCUGGAUUUAACUACUAAGUAUGUAGGCGGCAUUUUUUAUUGAUCCCUAGAAUAUACAUAUUUGUAAAUGUGUAAUUAUUCAUGUCAGUGCCUUACAUACAUCAAAUCCUCCAAAUGAAAAAUAUACGCAACUUUUUUUUUACUUUGUUUUGUUUAUAUGUAAGUUAUAUACUGUAAACACAGGAAGGUAUUUGAUGUAGCCGACACAACAGUGCAUGAUGUGUUUUUUAUAUAAUAAAUGACUCUGAGCUGCAACGUU
Molecule: messenger RNA, 6584 nt
Organism: Misgurnus anguillicaudatus (oriental weatherfish)
Lineage: Eukaryota; Metazoa; Chordata; Actinopteri; Cypriniformes; Cobitidae
Source: RefSeq, a predicted model, not a curated record